Microdochium trichocladiopsis is the source of this 447-nucleotide messenger RNA. RefSeq lists its product as uncharacterized. Lineage: Eukaryota; Fungi; Ascomycota; Sordariomycetes; Xylariales; Microdochiaceae. Bases 1 to 447 code for a protein of 148 amino acids. The record is from RefSeq and is a predicted model, not a curated record. The transcript has 5 exons.
AUGGCGGCCGUGAAAGACGUUCCUCUGACCAAUGAAGAAAUAUGGGACGACUCGGCACUUGUGGACUCGUGGAACUCGGCGCUGGAGGAGUACAAGAAAUAUCACAGCAUACACACCAAGGGUGGAAACGUCGCUGAGUUGUUGAAGGCUCACAGGUCUGAGCCGGAAAGCCGCAACGCUACUGCACCUGAAGCUUGUGUCCAGGAGGACAAUACCGAAUCAAAGGGGUUGGGGUUACCCAACGCAGCCCCAGAGAACGAAGAUCUGAAGAACAAAACGCAUGACAGCAUGCCGCCGUCUAAUGCUCCGGCUCUGGCACCCGAGCUUGUGCUCAGUUCUGUCCAGGACGAGAGCCUCAAAAAGCUCCUUAUGUCUUGGUAUUAUGCUGGCUAUUACACUGGCCUUUAUGAGGGUCAACGUAGCCAGAACGGACAAGGCCAGGGUUGA